Plodia interpunctella (Indianmeal moth) is the source of this 4906-nucleotide messenger RNA. RefSeq lists its product as uncharacterized. The record is from RefSeq and is a predicted model, not a curated record. The transcript has 8 exons. Lineage: Eukaryota; Metazoa; Arthropoda; Insecta; Lepidoptera; Pyralidae. Gene Ontology annotation, cellular component: nucleus; cytoplasm; ribonucleoprotein complex. Bases 103 to 2070 code for a protein of 655 amino acids. Gene Ontology annotation, molecular function: mRNA binding.
AAAAAUUAUGGACAACGGGAAAAAAAAAAAAAGAUAAUUAUGAUUACAUAUCAAGAAUCGCUGAAAACAGUAAGUACUUAACUGAUAGUAACAUACAUAACAAUGGAUAGCAAUGACAACGAAGCUUUGGACUGUGACCAAGAGGUACUGAAAAAUAACUAUCAGGAAAUAAUGAAUAGUAAAGACGAAGCUUUGGAUCAAGAUCAAGAAGCUCUGAACAAUUAUCAAGAAACAAUUUAUAGUACGGACAAUGAAGAUUUAGAGCAAAAAACCCUGAACAAUAAAAAGCUGAACCGGGGAACUAUGGUUAGUAAUAACAAUGGUACUAUGGAGCAUAAUCAAGAAGAUCUGAACAGUCACCAGGAAGAAGUGGAUGUUAAGGACAUCGAAAUUUUGGCUCGUGAUCAAAAAGCGCUGAACAAUUAUCAUAAUUCAAGGAAAAGACAAAGGAGUACUAGCAGUUCUAGUUCAAGUGAUAAAGUUGCAGUUAGGACAAAGAAAGAAAAAAAUAAUGACGAUACUUCAAGGAAUCCUACAGAAAGUGUAUGGCAACAUGACCCAUCAGGACUCUAUGGACUUAAGCCUGAAUACUUGAGAAUUUUGGGAAUAGAGCCACCAAUCUGUAGCUGGGUUUCUGUUGAGAAUUUCAGAUGCGACAAGUCCGAGUUGCGUGAAGUACUGGAGCUGGCUGGCUACGUGGUGGUAUGUUCUUUGAUCUAUGCUCAACCGAAACAUGCCAAGGUCAUGUACAGUCAUCCACUGGAAGCUGUGCAGGCCAUAUCAAUGUUAAACAAGCAAAUGUUGUAUGGGCGUGCUCUGUCUGUAACAAUGAUGAGAUAUCCUUUAGACAAUGUGAUCCUACCUAAAGCGCUGCCUACCGUCGGCCCUGGAUUCGGCGCUUACGGUAAACCCUUAAGAGACAUUGUGAAACAUUACGAAAGAUUUGUCAACAUGGAACCAAAUUCACUAAAUCCUUUGCUAUUUUACGAUCCAAACGAUCCGCAGGACAAUCAAAAAAUGACGGCCCCUGAAAGCGUGGAAACAGACAAAAAGUCCAGAGAUGAAAUUUAUGAUAGAUUCCAAUUCUCGAAACAGUUUGUAAUACGACAUAUUGAAGAUGACAGCGAUGAUUCCAGAAGCGAAAAGGAUUCAAACAAUGGCACGGAUUAUCAACUAAAAGAUGCGCCUAAGACAACAGCUGUCCCAAAAUAUUCCCCUGGGAGCCCAACUCGUAGUCCACUGAGUGAUAUUGAUCGUAAAAGCGAAAUGGGGUCGGGAGCAGGAUAUUCGUUGAAUAAAUUCAGUACUGCAACGAAUCAAAGCAGUCCUGCAAUGGGGCCUAAUGGUGGUCACGUCGGAUCUAUGGGUACUAUUCCCAGUCAACAUAAUAACCCCCAUCCAACACCUAUGGGCCAAAGAUCAAUGAUUGCUCCUAAUGCUGCACCAGGCCCAAUUGGUCCAAGAUUUGGGCCUAAUCCUCUGGCAGGUCCCGGAUUUAGACCUGAUGUUCCAACCAGUGGUUCUAAUGUACCGCCAAUUUAUGGCCAACAACCUAUGCCGAAUCAUAUGGCUGGUCCAAGAUUCCGGCCGAAUGUUCUAAUUAAUGGCCCUAAUUUGGCCAAUUUGGGCCAACAACCUAGGUUGAACCCUGUUGGUCCAGGAUUCAGGCCAAAUGUACCAAUGACAAAUGUAGCCAGACCAAAUGGACCAAUAACAAGGCAAAAUGCACCAAUGACAAAUGUGCCAAAACUAAAUGCACCAAUUACAAUGCCUGGAAUAAGGCCCAACAUUCCUAUGUCUGGUCCAAAUAUGGCCGCUGGCCCAACUGGUUCCGGAUUGAGACCCAACACAGGGCCAACGACUGUGCAGUUUAGAAAUUUACCGCCGACGACAACGUUUGGUGUGCUGAGCGAGAAGCUGUCGCAGUGCGGGCCGCUGCUGUCGCUGCAGCUGGCGGCGCGCGGCUGCGCCACUGCGGCCUUCGCGCAUGCCGCGCAUGCGCACACGUGCUUCCAGCGUUUUAACAAUAUGUGUGUGGAUGGCUGCGUUAUUCAAGCUCGAAUUGUAUGAAAAGCUAAGUUAAAUAUCGAGAGAGAUGUUGGCAAAGAGAAAUUCCGACUUGGAAAAGACGAAUCAACGGGAUGUGAGUAUCUGUUAAUGUUUACUUAAGUAUAGCUAAGCUAUUAGACAUAAGUUGGCAUUUAAAAUUAAGUCAGAUCAUAAGAUCAUACUUCUUGGGUAUCUUUAAUUUCUUAAUAGUCGCAUAAUGGUCAUAUAGCACACUUAUACCGCACUGCUAAAGCUUUAGCAGUUCUAAGCUAAAACGUACUCUGUAGAUAUACUUUGCAUCUACAAGACGCAACCCGCUAAUUUCUUGUCAAUGAACAUUAUGUCUUACCGUGGACGCUUUAAAGCUCACAUUUCAAUGAACAUCAUCUUGCCAGCUGGGAGCGGUUUAGUAGAAGUUGCUAGGACCUUUAUCACAAAGAGUAUUUUAGAUUUUCAUAUUUCACCAUUAGCCGCAUUUGCCCACUGCUGGACGUUGAAAAAAUUCAACACCUUUAUAUUUAAUGUAUUUAAUUUUAAAACUAUUUAAAAAAAAGUAUUAGUAAAAAUAUUCAUUCAUUUACAGUAUAUGCGAUAAAUAAGGUCUUACAGAUGAAUACAUUCUUAUAGCGUAAAUAAAUAAGAUUUAAUAUUCAGAGCGUAUUUGCGAGUAUAUUUUAAAACACCACACGCAAAAGGAGGGUGUCAUUAUGUUUGUGUUUAUGCGCAUUAUAUCUAUGAUAUUGAUCUAUUCUGUUUUGUUUGAAAGGUGACUUAAUGCAGUGUGAGAAGCCAUGAUUAAAUGUCUGUUUGUUUUUAUUUAAACUUAUUAAUAUAUUAUUAUUGUAUAUAUUUUUUCAUUUAUAUCCAAUAUUUGAAAAAAUGUAGAUCAUGAUGGCACGUUGGUUGAUAAAGUACAUUUAGAAAAUGUUUUAUUUAUAUUUUAGGUUAAGAUUUUUAAAGUAAGUGUCUAUAGCUAUAGUUUUCAAAAAUGUGUAAGAGUUAAAUUAUUUCCAAUAAUAUAAUAUACUAUAUUAUUUAUAUUUUUGUUAUCCACACUAUUAUAAUAAAUGCGGAAGUCUCUGUUCGACUUUCACGGCCAAACUGCUGGGCUGUUUUUGAUGAAUGAAAUUUGGGACAGAAAUUAAUGACCUGAGGUCAAAUAUUAUAGGACACCGCGGGCGUAGUUGAAAAUGGGCUAAAAACUAAAAUACUAUUGAAUAUAAAAAUUCAAUUGUGUUUAGGAUCACAGUUUAAUAUGUAAAAUAUAAUAAUAAUAAUAAAGCCAUUUAUUUCUCAUUCACAAAAUGAUAUAUAGCACACAAUUUAGAUUAUAGUCCACAUUUAAAAUUCAUUAAUUAAGUAUUUAUUCAUGUCAUUAUCUUAAUUUCAUGUGUCAUUAAAUUAUAAGUCAUUAAAUUAGGUUGUACCUACUUAUAAUAUGUCAAGAAAUUAAUAAUGUUAUUUAUUUAUAUUAAUCUGUACCUAGUUUAGACCACUUUCAUUCAAGCAUAAUAAUCCCAAAAACAUAGAAAACGAAAAAUAAAACAAAGUUUUUAUCCGAUAAAAAUUAAAACGCUUUGCGAAUGACAGUAUUUUUAAUUUAUAACCAUGAUAUAAUAAUCACUUCAAAUAAAUUAUAUUUAAAUAAAUUGACAUUAUUUCUCAAAAAAUGACAUUUACUAUUAAUACACGCCAUUUACUUUUAAAAUUUUAAUGUACUACUUACAGUAUGUGAGUAUUUAUAAAUUAAUUAAAUAAAAUUAAUUAAAUAUUCGCAGAAAAUACAAGCCAUACGAUGAUGAUGAUUGAUAUAUUAUUAAUUUAGAGUAAGAUGAGUUUUUGACUUUUAUGCUAAAUGUUUACAUAGAAUAAUAGCUACAGAGUAAAAACGAAUCCUGCUCAUGCGAUGAAGUGAUCGACGAAAUAAAUCAUUUGAUUAUUGAUGAUAUAGUUAUUUAGAUAAAAAAUAUAUAAAUAUGUUCACAGCUUUAUUACAAAAUAUUCUUAUAGAAGUAUUCGUAAGUUACAUACGAGUUUAAUUUAGCAUAAAUCAAUAUAUUAAAAAGUUUUCAGAGCAAUAACAUGUGACGAAAAAAUAUCUUAUACGAUAUUUUAAUACUUUAUAUUAUGAUAUUUAAUAAAGGUGCCAAAAGAAAUGGUAUUAAAAUAUCUGUCACAAUAUCCUCGCGGAGGCGUUAAAAGCCCUUGAAUACGUAACUCUCGUUAAAACUCCUAAGAUACAAUCGGAACGCUUUGAGAUGUAAAAAUCGUGGAUAAUUCAUGAAGUUUUGUUGUAAUUUUAAUGAGAGUCCAUUAAUAGCGGCACUGUCGGCUUUGACUGUCAAGAACAAAAGUGUUCGUUAAUUUAUCUCUCCUUUUUACCACCCGUUGACAUAAUGUCGGAACAUUCAUUAAUUUAAGAACUAAGCGCGAAGUUACUUCGCUACUUUUAAAGCCUCCCUCGCGAUUAUGCAUCCUUUUGUGUCAAAGGUUUUAAUUGUGGCUUAGAUUGGAUUAGCCUAGUUGCUACUUUGAGUAAUGUUAAGUGCCAGCGUGGGUUCAAAAGUUUAAUGAUUAUUCAGGAAUUUCAAUUUAACAGGUACUUUUAUUCGUCAAUGUACUGUGUAUAUUGAGCUAUCCACUAAUUUCAGCUGAUUUUAGAUUUAUUAAGAUAAAAUAUAAUAAUAUAAGACCUUUGUAUUCGAUACUGGUCUAAAAUGUGGCAGCAUUUUCUUAUUAAUAUAUUUUUAUGAGGCCUUUAAUCGUAAUUAUAUGUAUAGUGUUAUAUAAGCAUUUAAUUUACCAAUCAUAAAUACUACUUAUACUGACAUAAUUUUUGAUUAUUGUUAUAUAUAUA